AUGGCACAAAUAUUACUAUCGAAUAACGAAGAAAUAAAUAAUUAUUCAUUUAAUCCAUUAUUGAUCACCACAGUUAAUGAAAAUAAAGAGAGUUCAACACUCAUUUGGUUUGAUCCAAAUAUUGGAUCACGUCAUGAUACUGAACAAACAAAACAACAACUUCGUCUUAUUAAUGAUUAUGUUAUUUUUCAUACUGACCUUGAAGAAUGUAUUACAUUUAUUCAAUCAAUUGAUAAAGAAAAAAUAUUUCUAAUAACAUCAGGAUCAAAAGCAUCAGAAAUUUUAUCACAAAUUCCUUCUUAUCAUCAAAUCGAUUCGAUUUUCAUCUUUUGUUUAAAAAAAGAUCGAUAUGAAUUCUUAUUAAAUAAAUAUCAAAAAAUAGUUGGAAUUUAUACAAAUCUUGAUGAUUUAUGUGAAUCAAUUAAAGAACAAACUAGUCUGUUUAAUAAACAAAUACAAACAUUUUCUUUUUUUGAUCAACAUCAAAAAUCAACAAAAGAUUUAUCCAAAGAAUCAGCAGAAUUUCUUUGGUUUCAAUUAUUUAAUUAUGUUACUUCUCGUCUUCCGCGAACUGAACUAGCAAAACAACAAAUGAUUCAAAUAUGUAAAGAAUAUUAUCGUGGAAAUACGAAAGAAAUGAAAAAUAUUGAAGAAUUUGAACAAACCUAUCAAUCAGAAGAUGCUAUUCGUUGGUAUUCAAAAGAAUCAUUUCUAUAUAAAUUAAUUAAUAAAGCAUUAAGAACAGAAGAUAUUGAUUUCUUAUAUAUAUUUCGAUUUUUUAUUGGUGAUCUUUCUCAAAAUCUUCAACGUGAACAUGAAAAGAUUUUAUUAUCAGAAGAAAAAAUUGUAAAUGUUUAUCGAGGAGUUAAACUUAAUACCAAAGAACUUAAUAAACUAAAAGAAAACCAAGGAAAACUUGUCUCAACAAAUGGAUAUUUAUCAACAAGUCGACAAAAGUCACAAGCACUUGAUUUUGCAGUAAAACAAACAACAAGAACUGAAGUCGUUUCUGCUCUUUUCCAUAUUCAAUGUGAUAUUGAACAAGUAGAUAAAAAUAUUAUUUUUGCUGACAUUCAUCAAUUUAGUGAAUAUUCAUAUGAACAAGAAGUUUUAUUUGAUUUGAAUGCAUGUUUUGAAAUUGAAUCAGUCGAGGAAGACGAAUCAUUAACAAUAAUUAAAAUGAAUCUUUCAAAUGAAGGACAAAAAAUUACUAAAGAUUUUAUCGAAUUAACGAAGCAAGAAACAGAAGAACUAAGUGUUUCGAUUGUUUUUGGAAGAUUAUUAUGUAACUUAGGUGAAUAUGAUAAAUCACAAAAGUAUUUUCAACAACUAUUAUAUGACUCACAUGAUGAAGAUCGUGCUUGGAUUGAAUUUAAUAUUGGUCGAGCUCUUUAUUUUAAAGACAAAUAUGACAAAGCUCGUGAAUACUAUGAUCGUGCAUAUGAUCGAAUGAUGAAAAAUGAACCACCGAGAGUUAAAGACACUGCUCAUGUUCUCAACAACAUUGGUAACGUUCUCUAUCGCCAAGGAAAAUAUGAUGAAGCACUCCACUAUCAUCAACGUGCAUUGGAAAUUCGAGAGAAAUAUUACCCAGCUGGUCAUGUAGAUGUUGCUCAUAGCCUGAACAACAUUGCUCUUCUUCUCGAUCAUCAAGAGAAGCGCGAUGCAGCCCUUCAAUAUCAUCAACGAGCAUUGAAAAUUCGAGAAAAAUUAUGUCCAUCAGGUCAUGGCGAUAUUGCACAAAGUCUACACAACAUUGGUCUUAUUCUUGAUAAUCAAGGAAAAUAUGAUGAAGCACUCGAUUAUCAUCAACAAGCAUUACAAAUUCGAGAGAAAUUUUAUCCAUCUGGCCAUGUCGAAAUUGCUAAAAGUCUCAACAACAUUGGUAAAACCCUCCAUCGUCAAGAAAAAUACGAUGAAGCGCUCCGCUAUCAUCAACGUGCAUUAGAAAUUCGAGAAAAAUUUUAUUCAUGUGAUCACGCGAAUAUUGCUCAUAGUCUCUACAACAUUGGUAACGCUUACCGUCGACAAGAAAAACGCAAUCAAGCUCUCAAUUACUAUCACAAAGCAUUGGAAAUUCAAGAGAAAGUUUAUCCAUCUGGCCAUGUUGAUACUGCUCGUAGUCUGCACAACAUUGGUCUCAUCCAUGAUAGGGAAGGAAAAUACGAUGAAGCUCUCGAUUAUUAUCACAGAGCAUUCGAAAUUCGACAGAAAUUUCAUCCAUCUGAUCAUAUGGAGACUGCUCAAUGUCUCAACAAUAUUGGUAACAUUCUGUAUCGACAAGGAAAAUACAAUGAAGCUCUUGACUAUCUUCAUCGAGCAGUAGAAAUCAGAGAGAAAUUAUAUCCAUCUGGUCAUGUCGAUAUUGCUCAUACUCUACAUAAGAUUGGUCUUACUCUUGACAGCCAAGGAAAAUACGGUGAAGCUCUAAAUUAUUAUCAAAGAGCUUUGCAAAUUCGAGAGAAAAUGUGUCCUUCCGGUCAUCGUGAUAUUGUUUAUAGUCUCGACAGCAUUGGUAAAAUCUACCGUCGACAACAAAAGUACAAUGAAGCUCUGGAUUAUAAUCAACGAGCAUUAGGAAUUCUAGAGAAAUUUUAUCCAUCUGGUCAUGCCGAUAUUGCUCUUACUCUCUAUAACAUUGGUCUCACCCUUGAUAACCAAGCAAAAUACGAUGAAGCUCUAAAUUAUUAUCAAAGAGCUCUGAAAAUUCGAGAGAAAAUUCAUCCGUCAGAUCAUGUUGACAUUGCUCAAAGCCUCAAUAAUAUUGGUAACAUUUUGUAUCGACAAGGAAAAUACGAUGAAGCUCUCAGCUAUCAUCAACAAACAUUGGAAAUUCUAGAGAAAUUACAUACAUCUGGUCAUAGCGAUCUUUCUCGAAGUCUCUACAACAUUGGUAACACUUAUCGUCGACAAGAAAAGUACACUGAAGCGUUUGCAUACUAUCAACGAGCAUUGGAAAUUCUAGAGAAAUUAUAUCCGUCGGGUCAUGUCGAUAUUGGUCAUACUCUCCAUAACAUUGGUCUUACUCUUGAUAACCAAGGAAAAUACAAUGACGCUCUAGAUUAUUAUCAAAGAGCUUUGAAAAUUCGAGAGAAAACUCAUCCUUCCUGUCAUCUUGAUAUUGCUCAAAGUCUUCAAAAAAUUGGUAAAACCUACCAUCGACAAGGAAACUAUGACCAAGCUCUGAAUUAUUAUCAACGAGCAUUAGAAAUUCUACAGAAAUUUUAUCCUUCCGGUCAUCUUGAUAUUUCUGAUAUUCUUCACAACAUUGGUUUUGUUCUUUAUAAGCAAGGAAAAUACGAUGAAGCUCUCAAUUUUUAUCGACAAGGAUUGAAUGUUCGAGAAAAAUUGAAUCCAUCUGGUUAUAUCGAUAUUGUCCAAAGUCUGUGCAGCAUCGGUGACACUAACCGUCGACAAGGAAAACAUAGCGAAGCUCUUGAUCAUUAUCAACAAGCAUUGAAAAUUCAAGAGAAAGUUCAUCCACCAGGCCAUGUCGUCACUGCGUCCUGUUUGAAUAAUCUUGGUCUUUGCUAUGAAAAUGAGAAAAAUGCAAAGGAGGCACUCUCAUAUUAUCAACAAGCACUGGCUAUUUAUGAGAAGUCUCUUCCUUCUGAUGAUCCAAGUCGACAGAUAGUCGAAAAAAAUAUUCGUAGACUUAAUGUAAAAAAUGAAAGUCGAUGA
Molecule: messenger RNA, 3681 nt
Organism: Rotaria sp. Silwood2
Lineage: Eukaryota; Metazoa; Rotifera; Eurotatoria; Philodinida; Philodinidae
Source: the annotation of a GenBank genome assembly